AUGUCGAAAUCGUCUUCGAGCGACAAUUCAAUUGUCAAUAUUGUUCCUUGCCGCAUCAACCACACCGGCACCAGCAAAGUGACGAAACGAUACUGGCAACCGCGCAGCGAAACCGAUGGCACGGAGACUGCGUACUUUCGAGGUCGUCGCUUGCGUGGAAGAGUGAUCAAUAUGCCUGAGAAAUAUACAGGUCUUGUGCUGAGAACGAGCGCUAAGACCAUAAUUGAACCAACGAGUCCAGCGGUGCAGGAUGAGGACGAGGAUGAUGAAGAGCCAGAACUGCCAGUGCCAAUCAAAGUUAUCGAGCAGGUCUCAAAUUUUGACAAGAUGAUUCUACCACCUGCCGAUGACACCAUGGUCAAAGGCGUCGAAGAAUGGAUCGCAUUCGCAGAGGCAAUCCAUAAGCCAGCAUGA
Molecule: messenger RNA, 414 nt
Organism: Lithohypha guttulata
Lineage: Eukaryota; Fungi; Ascomycota; Eurotiomycetes; Chaetothyriales; Trichomeriaceae
Exons: 2
Coding region: 1-414 (137 amino acids)
Biological process (GO): RNA catabolic process
Cellular component (GO): ribonuclease H2 complex
Source: RefSeq, a predicted model, not a curated record